AUAUAGCCAUUAAGGAUCUGCUGCCAAAUGCAGAACAAAGAAUGUGUGCAAGACAUGUGCUUGCCAAUUUUUCCAAAAAAUGGAAAGGCAUAGAGAUUAGAAACUGCUUUUGGAGAUGUGCUAAGUCCACAUAUGAGCAGGAGUUGCAAAAAAAUUUGGAUCAUAUGGAGAAGUUAGGUGAUGGAAUAAAUGGAGAUUUGUUGUAUUACAACAUAGAUAGGUGGUCCAAGGUCUACUUUAAAUACCUCAGCUGUUGUGAUAGUGUUGACAACAACAUGGCCGAGAGUUUUAAUUCCUGGAUUUUGGGGCCAAGGCACAAGACCAUUAUCACAAUGCUUGAGGAAAUUAGAGUCAAAAUGAUGAGAAGGGUAGGACAACUAAGAGAGUUUUCUGAGACUUGGAUAACAAACAUCAGCCCAAUGGCUUUGAAGGUAUUGCAAGAGAACACAUCAAAGUCAAUGAAGUGUACUCUUGAAUGGAAUGGUGAAUAUGGCUUUGAGGUCAAGGAUAGCUGGGGUAAUAAAUUCAUAGUAAAUCUGAACAACAAUACCUGCACUUGUAGAUCUUGAAUGCUGAAAGGUAUUCCCUACUGUCAUGCCAUAGCUGCACUUAAUUUCAGAAAAUUGGAACCUAUUCACUAUGUUGCUCAUUGGUACACUAAGGACACUUACCUCAAAACAUACAACACAUUCAUUCAACCUGUUACUAAUAUGGCAAUGUGGCCAAAGUGAACCAAUCCUCCCACCUGAGAUUAAAAAGCUGCCAUGUAGGCCAAGGAAGUGUAGAAGAAAGGAGCAGAUAGAAAACAAGACAGGGAAGCUGUCAAAAAGAGGUGUUGAGAUGACCUGCAGCUUGUGCCAUGCAAAGGGUCACAAUAAGAAGGGUUGUCCUAUGAAUCCACAAUCUGUCAGAGGCAGAGGAAGGGCAAGGGGGAGAGGGACAAGUACUAGUUCAACAAGGUCAAGUGUUUGUUUUUCUACAGUACCAAGUAAUUCCCAACCAAGUAGAGGAAGGGGAAGACCAAAAGGUUCUGCCAAACAGGCCAUGACUGCUACAUUUCAAUCUGGAAGGGGUACAGGACAGUCGUCUACAUCACAGGCUUCUGAAGCAAGUGCAUCAAUUACUCGAAGAGGGGCACCCUUUAAGAGGCCAAGAGUUGUGGGAAUGGGAGUGCUUCAGACCCAAAGUGGUUUCAAAAUUGUCAAUCCUGGAAUGGCAAAUCAGUUUGCAACCAUGCCUAUGAAUUCAACAGUAGUCACUGGUAGUCUUGGACAUCACAAACCAAGACCAGGAGGACUAAAAUGGAAAAGGAGUCCAGCUAUAACACAACAAGCUCUUCAACAAAUGAGUGGACAAAAGAGUGAAAACAAGAGCCAAAGUUGCUGAGUUGAACUCUUUAAGUCAAACAAGUUCAUCAACUGCCCAGAAAUGAAAUGGAAAAUGAAGUUGAAUUAGUUUAGUCCUGUAUGUGCAGGUUUUAAUGUUGUUUUUGUGAAACAUAUUAAGCAGUUGUGACUGCAAUUUUGCCCUGUGUUGACAUUCUAUUCUUGCAAUAUUAAGCAGCUGUGACUGCAAUUUUGCCCUGUAUUGACAUUCUAUUCUUGCAAU
Messenger RNA from Lycium barbarum (goji berry), 1608 nucleotides. RefSeq lists its product as uncharacterized. The record is from RefSeq and is a predicted model, not a curated record. Lineage: Eukaryota; Viridiplantae; Streptophyta; Magnoliopsida; Solanales; Solanaceae. Bases 640 to 1386 code for a protein of 248 amino acids. The transcript has 4 exons.